GAUCGAAAGUGGGCAGGUCGAGGCACACAGACCUCUUCACCACAUCCGGUACAGGCGGCUCGGUAUUGUUCGGCGAGCGCGAGGAUCUUCAUUCGGUUGUGUAUCUGCAAUAUAAAUCUGUUUUACAGAGCGAACAGUGGGGAAAUAAGGUUCGGGAUUUAGUAGUGUUUGGUGUACACAUGGCUGUUAGAAGGGGACACAUAAGAUACCUGAAGGUUUGUGAGGUGCAGAGCCAGGGUAAUGACAGAGAUUUGCAGCAGCUUAGCAAGGGAGCCAGCAUGAAGGACGCCUACAACAUCCCUAACGGUUUUGAAAGCCACUUGGGAGACGAGCCAAAAGAUGCUAAAACAAACCUGAUAGUCAAUUACCUGCCACAGAACAUGUCGCAGGAUGAGCUGCGCAGUCUGUUCAGCAGCAUCGGUGAGGUGGAGUCUGCCAAACUUAUUCGGGACAAAAUGGGAGGCCACAGUUUAGGGUACGGAUUUGUUAACUAUAUUAACCCUAGUGAUGCAGAAAGGGCAAUCAGUACUCUCAAUGGGCUGAGACUACAGUCUAAAACUAUCAAGGUCUCUUAUGCCAGGCCAAGCUCUGACUCAAUUAAAGAUGCCAAUCUUUACAUUAGUGGCUUGCCCAAGACCAUGACUCAGAAAGAUGUGGAAGACUUAUUUUCCCAGUAUGGACGCAUCAUAAACUCAAGGGUGCUGGUAGACCAGGCUUCAGAUGAUAUAACAUAUCCCAUUCCAGGCUUGUCACGUGGAGUCGCUUUUAUUCGCUUUGACAAGAGAAUUGAAGCAGAAGAUGCCAUCAAAGGUCUGAAUGGUCAAAAGCCCCCUGGAGCAUCUGAGCCCAUCACAGUAAAGUUUGCAGCAAAUCCUAACCAGGCAAAGAACUCCCAGCUGCUGUCCCAGUUCUAUCACACACAGUCUCGGCGCUUUGGAGGCCCUGUUCAUCACCAGACUCAGAGGUUCAGGUUCUCACCAAUGAGUGUAGACCACAUGAGUAGUGUUUCGAGCAUGAACGUAUCCGGGAGCUCGACCCCUGGCUGGUGCAUUUUUAUUUACAACCUGGGACAAGAUUGCGACGAAGGCCUGCUGUGGCAGAUGUUCGGCCCAUUCGGCGCAGUCACCAACGUCAAAGUCAUCCGCGACUUCAACACCAACAAAUGCCGAGGCUUUGGUUUCGUCACGAUGACCAAUUACGAAGAGGCCGCCAUGGCCAUUGCCAGCCUCAACGGAUACCGUCUGGGAGACAAGGUCCUGCAAGUCUCCUUCAAGACCAGCAAGUCUCACAAAUAAAAGGACAGAAAGUAUUGCUUUGGGUUCUAAGAACUUACACUCUUUCUUCUUUUUUUUUUUUUUCGUCCCUUCCCUCUUACGUCCUUGAUUGUCUGAGUAAAAAUGGCUAAUGUAACUUUGUUUAAAUAAAUAGUUUAGUAGUAGUAGUAGUACUGUGUAUUAAUCUGGGAUUGAACUAACUAGCUCAAAAGAGUGGGCUACAUGGCCUAACACUUUUAUCUUCAUAUGUUUAUAGUUUUUGUAGUGUUCAUCACUGUUUCAUUUACUAUUUGAAGCAUCACACCAUCAGUAAAUGUUACCUAGGGUCAUAUUGCAGUAUAUGUCAUAUCCCAGCACUCUUCGUCAUUGUGUCGCUUUUCCUGUGAUUGAACCUUUUGUUGUGGUGGGGGGAGGAGGGGUAUUUCCUUGAGUCAUUCAGACAAUUAUGGCUGAUUGAAUCAGAUGCUGAUGGUCAAUGUCGCAUCUGUGUGGCUCCAUAUGAACAUAAUUCCACCAUUUUAAGUUCUCGAAUCGUUCAGUUUGCUUUGCUAUACGAUGGCACAUUUGAGAAACCUAGAGUGUGCAGACCUUAUUGUAUAGCCCUUGUAAAUAUUUAUUCACCCACCCACCCACAUAUCCCCCAGGGUAAAGUGAUUUAAGUUUGAAGGACCAAAGAAGCUGGAGAGUAUGCAUUAUUUUGCUGAUUUAUGCAAUCGUGUUAGAAGCUUUUUUGCUGUAUGAAUAAUUAUUUUGCCGUUCAUAUAAUAGUUUGUUUUGCAAGAUUUUCUUUUAUCCACAAACCUAAACAAACUUUUCUGCAUCAAACCUUUUUCUCAAGCAUUAUGCAACUCUCCUACAUAGUGGAAUUGGUCGUUAUUUUUAUUUUGAAAGUACGACAGCUUCGCUAUCCUCACACAAGCUGUCAGUAUGUCAUUUGUUGAAGAAAAAGCUGUCCAGUCAGUGGAGUCUUUUUUUUUUUUUUUCUUCCCUACUUGUUCUAUAAUGUAGUCUUUAACUUACACAGACUGUAUAUAUUUUGCCAUGCUUGGUGAGAUUUAGUGUAAUGAAUAACUGAAUAUCACAACAGAAUAUUAAACAUUUAUUGAUGUAUUUUUUGGGGGGGGGGGUAUAAACACAUUGAGGUUUAUGCUCACAGUAGACAGUCAUGCCUGUCUAGUUUAAGGUGAAUUAGUUUCUUUAUUAUUAUUUUUUCCAUCAUAUGCAUGUUCAUUUGACGUUCUUUAGCUGUGGCUUUGACAUCAUGCAGCGUACGUGUUUCACAUCUGUCUACUUCAUCAGAAGUAUGCUCUGAUCUCUUGUGUAUGGAUCUUUUAUGUAUUUACAAAUAAACACUAUUGGUUUGUUGUAAAUUA
Messenger RNA from Hemibagrus wyckioides, 2647 nucleotides. RefSeq names its product ELAV like RNA binding protein 1b (gene elavl1b). The record is from RefSeq and is a predicted model, not a curated record. The transcript is spliced from 8 exons. NCBI's taxonomy places the organism in Eukaryota, Metazoa, Chordata, Actinopteri, Siluriformes, Bagridae. Bases 180 to 1295 code for a protein of 371 amino acids. Gene Ontology annotation, molecular function: RNA binding. Gene Ontology annotation, cellular component: ribonucleoprotein complex.